UCAGUUGUAUUUCAGCGAGUGAGCGCGUUAGUUGUAAAUAAAUAUUUACUUGUGUGAAAGCCGUGCUGGCAAACGAGCAACGACACAACAGAGUUAUUUUUUAUAUUAAAAGAAAAUUCAACAAUCUCGAUGUUGAGAUUAUAUUUGCAUUAAAAGCAAUAAAUUUAUAUGUUUCUGCCUGCAUAUAAACGUGUGUAAUAUUAAAAUUUGCUGAAACUGCUAUAUUAAUUUAAAAAACUAAAAUAUUUUGUAGUGAGUUGGUAACUCAUGCAAUAACUCAAAGAAAAAGUGAAGUUAAUCGCCCAAGUAGAAGCAUAAAAACAAAAAUGUCGUGUAUAUAAGAGAUACGCAAAGCAGGCGAUAAGUGAAGAAGAAAAGAAAAAAAAGUACGUAAAUAAAGCAGAAGCAAGUGAUAAGCGUGAAUCUGUACACAACUGAAGAAACAAACAAGAGCUUAUAAACUCCACUGUGAUAAGUGCGCCCAAAAUUGAACUGUGACAUUUUCUAAAUAGAAACAUAAAAACCAAGAAUACAUAUCAAAAUGGAUACCAGCAAUAGUGUUCGUGCGCAAAUUAACGAAAACCACUUAAAUGUUAUAAAUUACGCGCCACCCUCACCUGCCUCCUCGCUCAGUUCCGAAUCCAUGGAUGUUGUCAUAGCGCCAAACAGUCCUUGUUCGCCUGCAACCACACCGCGCUUGCAUAGAGGCGGUCCUGACAGCAGCAGCAGCAGCAGCAGCUAUGAACACUUCUGUACGCCAAAGAAAUCGCUGGCGGAUUCGCGUGUACUCGAGCGUAUACGUGAAAAGCUUGGCACACCCAGCUCACUCUGUGAGAUGCAUGCGCUGCGCCCGGAACAAAGUCGCGAGGAGGAGACGGUAAAAGUGGUUAAAAAUCGGUUCCUAAUAAGCACACAAUUGUGCUAUCUAUCACCAGCUGUUGCUGCACGCACACCCGCCUCCUAUCGUCAUCUAAUCGAUCUCAAGGCGUCUAGCCUCCGUUGUACCGAUGUCUUCACGGAAACCGAAUACAUCUGCAAGAUUAUCAACGAGCCACAUGAUAAGGUGCAACGCGCCUACUAUGACAUCAAAACGGCAGGUGAUAUAGCGCGCAGCUCUUUGUAUGGCCAUACAUUGAUACGGGAUAUACACGAAAUUGUGCCAUUGGAUGCCAAUCGUUCGUAUCUGAUAAUACCGCCACCAAAAGCGCACGAAGGUGCCGAAGGGGUUUAUGAGGAUCUGCAUACGUACGUAAGGAAUAAGCGGCGUUUGCAUGAAAAUGAGGCUAAGGCGCUGUUUCAUCAAAUCGCCGAGACUGUGAGUUUAUGCCAUCAGAAGGGCGUUAUACUGCGUGAUCUGAAACUGAAACGUUUCUUCUUCAUUGACGAAGCGAGAACGAAAAUCCAGUAUGAAUCGUUGGAGGGCUCUAUGAUACUCAACGAUCCCGCGGAUGACACAUUGAGCGACAAGAUUGGCUGCCCGCUCUACACUGCACCCGAACUGCUCUGCCCGAACCCCACGUAUCAAGGCAAGCCUGCCGAUAUGUGGUCGCUGGGCGUUAUACUGUAUACAAUGCUUGUUGGCCAAUAUCCGUUCUAUGAGCGACCCAACUGCAAUCUGAUUACGAUCAUACGGCAUGGUCAGGUGCAAAUACCCUCCUGUUUACCGCGUCCGGUGCGUUGGCUGCUUUUGUUGCUGCUUUGUAAGGACUACAAGGAACGUCUGCAUGCCGAUGAGGUAUUCUUAACGCCGUGGCUGAAGCAACAGCGGCCACACGAUUACGUUUACCUCUCGGUUCAUACGAAUUUGGAUGAUUUGAAAAUGGAAAGUGAUGAUGAUGACAACGAUGUGUUGGAACAAACACCUUCACGUGUGGAGGGGGGAGCACAGCAAAUGCAUUACACUAAAGACUGCCAAGUGGACAACAAUAGUCAUAAUAUUGCUGCCGCACACCACUUUGUUACUGAAGAAGACUGUGAAGAAGACGAAGACGAAGACGCUGACGACUGUGAUAUUAGCAAUACGGAGCCGCUUAACUAUUCGCGUACGCACACAACUGCCACCGGCAAUAGCCAGCAGCAUGCAAUUGUUGUGGAUGAUGACGUCGAAAUGAGCUGAUUACACAUGCGUGUGUAUUAUAUAUAUAUGACGUUGACGAUAUAGCAACAGCGGCAAUUGCAGCGUUGGUGGUCGGAAAGUCAUCUACUACGUGGACAUUGUGGUGGUCGGUGCGGUAGCUGGUUAUCUAAGCGCAGGCGCUGUAUGAUUACGCCAUCCUACAACUCCUCCUCCAUCACAGCAACAAUUACACACACACACACACAUGCAGGCAUAAACAUACUUUCACAUCAUGCUGUUUGUUGUUGUCGUCGUUUGUCAUCACACAAUGCUUAUUUGUCAACGUUGUUGUUUGGUGCACUGCAAGCAGCAAGCAGCCAGUUCUUUGCCGGCGCUAAGGCAAACAACUCAACUGUCGCCGGCAAACAACUCAACGGGCCGCCGCAUCAGCGUUGGCAACAUACACGCACGCGCGCGGCCAACAUGGACUUAACGAAGUUUGGAAGACACACCAUGGCGCUGGCUGGGCCUCUUCUGGUAGCGGGCGUUCAAGCUUCUACUUUGGCAGUGCUUACUGUAGACAACGUUGAUAAUGUUUAUUAUUGUUCCUCACGUCACCACCCGCCUUCCAUUUUUUUUUAUAAAUUAAAUACUUAGUAUUUUUUCAUUGAAAGUGAUUUAUGUAAAUAUUUAAACAAAAAGUAACUCUAAACUGCCUUUAUAAUGUAUUGUAGUUGCAGUGAAUUUACUGAAGCACUCGAAUUCUUGAUUGUUGUUGAGUUUUUACUUUGCUCCUAAACCGAAAUGUACAAUUAUUCUAGCAUAUUAUGUAAGUGUGAGAAAAAUUAUUUUGCAAAAAUGCAACAUUGUGCUAUAUUGGUUAAUUUGUAGCCUUAUACUUUCUGCGCUAAAACGUAAAAUAGCCACUGAAUUUUUUAAUUAUGUUGUUUAA
Messenger RNA from Bactrocera tryoni, 3008 nucleotides. Its product is annotated as tribbles. Gene Ontology annotation, molecular function: mitogen-activated protein kinase kinase binding; ATP binding; protein kinase activity. Bases 542 to 2116 code for a protein of 524 amino acids. NCBI's taxonomy places the organism in Eukaryota, Metazoa, Arthropoda, Insecta, Diptera, Tephritidae. The record is from RefSeq and is a predicted model, not a curated record. Gene Ontology annotation, biological process: regulation of MAP kinase activity; protein phosphorylation; positive regulation of proteasomal ubiquitin-dependent protein catabolic process. The transcript has 2 exons. Gene Ontology annotation, cellular component: nucleus.